CUGCUGGUGGGACUGGAGCUCUGGGUCUAUGUCCAGAAAAUGCACAACCUGCAGAAGAGAAUGGAGGCGUCCUGCCUGGAGCUGGCCCUGGAAGGAGAGCGCUUGUGCAAGGCUGGGGACUUCAAGGCUGGGGCAGCCUUCUUCGAAGCAGCGGUGCAGGUGGGGACAGAGGACCUGAAGACUCUCAGUGCCAUCUACAGCCAGCUGGGCAAUGCCUAUUUCUACCUAAAGGAGUACUCCAAAGCCCUGGAAUACCAUAAACAUGACCUUACCCUGGCCAGAACCAUUGGGGACCGCAUUGGAGAAGCCAAAGCAAGUGGAAACCUUGGGAACACAUUGAAAAUACUCGGGCAGUUUGAUGAAGCUGUUGUUUGUUGCCAGAGACACUUGGACAUUUCUCAGGAGCAGGGAGAUAAGGUAGGUGAAGCCAGAGCACUCUAUAAUAUAGGAAAUGUUUACCAUGCAAAGGGAAAGCACUUAUCUUGGAACAUGGCCCAAGACCCAGGCUACCUGCCUCAAGAAGUCAAGGAGACUCUACAGAAAGCUUCGGAAUAUUAUGAGAGGAACCUGUCCCUGGUGAAGGAGCUGGGGGACAGAGCUGCCCAGGGCCGUGCUUAUGGCAAUCUUGGCAACACCCAGUACUUACUUGGCAACUUCAGUGAAGCUAUAGCCUUCCACAAGGAGCGCCUCGCUAUUGCCAAGGAGUUUGGGGACAAGGCAGCCGAGCGGAGAGCGUACAGCAACCUGGGCAAUGCACACAUCUUCCUUGGGAGGUUUGACAUCUCUGCUGAGUACUACAAGNAAACACUCCAGCUCUCCAGACAACUCAAAGACCAAGCAGUAGAAGCCCAGGCAUGCUAUAGUCUUGGAAACACGUACACGCUGCUUCAAGACUAUGAAAGAGCCAUUGAGUACCAUCUAAAACACCUGGUGAUAGCACAGGAGCUGGGAGACAGGGUGGGAGAAGGAAGAGCCUGCUGGAGUCUCGGAAAUGCCUAUGUCUCCCUGGGGAGCCAUGAACAGGCUUUGCACUUCGCAAGGAAACAUCUUGAAAUCUCCCAAGAGAUCGGGGACCGGAGCGGAGAGCUGACAGCACAGGGGAACAUGGCCCAGCUCAGGACAGCCCUUGGCUUGGGCCCUGGCGAGGAGGACACGGGGACAGCUCAUCACUAUUCUGGCUAUGAAGCACAAGGAGCCAGGCCAAAGAGACUCCAAAGGAACAGCAUGGACAGCUUAGACCUCCUGAAGUUCCCUUCUGAAAAGGACCAGAAUGGGGACAGCCAUCAUGUGGGAGACCUGAAGAUCUCGGGAAAAGAGUUCUUGUCAUUGCCUGCGAGGUCAAAGAAAUACCGGGAGCACCACUCCAGUUCCGAGAGGAAGCCCCGCGGGUCAAGUACCUCACCACUGGAUGCCAGCGAGGUCCGAGUCCAGGUCUCACAGUCG
Molecule: messenger RNA, 1443 nt
Organism: Nestor notabilis (Kea)
Lineage: Eukaryota; Metazoa; Chordata; Aves; Psittaciformes; Psittacidae
Product: G-protein-signaling modulator 1-like
Exons: 11
Molecular function (GO): protein binding
Source: RefSeq, a predicted model, not a curated record